AUGACCAAAUAUGGCAUAUACGAGGUUUUAAGCGAAGAUCAUGAUGGUAAUUCAUUUAGUUUACUAUCAACAGAAGAUCAUGAUGGUAAUUCUUUUAGUUUACUAUCAACAGAAGAUCAGUAUGGUAAUUCAUUUAGUUUACUAUCAACAGAGUAUCAGUAUGGUAAUUCAUUUAGAUUACUAUCAACAGAAGAUCAUUAUGUUAGUUUACUAUCAACAGAGUAUCAUUAUGGUAAUUCAUUUAGUUUACUAUCAAUAGAAGAUCUUCAUGAUCAUUAUGGUAAUUCAUUUAGAUUACUAUCAACAGAAGAUCAUGAUGGUAAUUCUUUUAGUUUACUAUCAACAGGAGAUCAUGAUGGUAAUUCUUUUAGUUUACUAUCAACAGAAGAUCAUGAUGGUAAUUCUUUUAGUUUACUAUCAACAGGAGAUCAGUAUGGUAAUUCUUUUAGUUUACUAUCAACAGAAGAUCAGUAUGGUAAUUCAAUUAGUUUACUAUCAACAGAGUAUCAGUAUGGUAAUUCAUUUAGAUUACUAUCAACAGAGUAUCAUUAUGAAAAUCAUUAUGGUAAUUCAUUUAGUUUACUAUCAACAGAAGAUCAUUAUGGUAAUUCAUCUAGUUUACUUUCAACAGAAUAUCAUUAUGGUGAUUCAUUUAGUUUACUAUCAACAGAAGAUCAUUAUGGUAAUUCAUUUAGUAUACUAUCAACAGAGUAUCAUUAUAGUAAUUCAUUUAGUUUACUAUCAACAGAAGAUCAUUAUUUCACUAUCAACAAUCAUGGUAAUUCAUUUAGUUUACUAUCAACAGAAGAUCAUUAUGGUAAUUCAUCUAGUUUACUAUCAACAGAAGAUCAGUAUGGCGGUUCAUUUAGUUUACUAUCAACAGAAGAUCAUUAUGGUAAUUCAUUUAGUAUACUAUCAACAGAGUAUCAUUAUAGUAAUUCAUUUAGUUUACUAUCAACAGAAGAUCAUUAUUUCACUAUCAACAAUCAUGGUAAUUCAUUUAGUUUACUAUCAACAGAAGAUCAUUAUGGUAAUUCAUUUAGUUUAUUAUCAACAGAAGAUCAGUAUGGCAAUUCAUUUAGUUUACUAUCAACAGAAGAUCUAUCUGGUAAUUCAUUUAGUUUACUAUCAACAGAGUAUCAUUAUAGUAAUUCGUUUAGUUUACUAUCAACAGAAGAUCAUGAUGGUAAUUCAUUUAGUUUACUAUCAACAGAAGAUCAUUAUGGUAAUUCAUUUAAAUUACUAUCAACAGAAGAUCAGUAUGGCAAUUCAUUUAGUUUACUAUUAACAGAAGAUCUAUCUGGUAAUUCAUUUAGUUUACUAUCAACAGAAGAUUAUUAUGGUAAUUCAUCUAGUUUACUAUCAACAGAAGAUUAUUAUGGUAAUUCAUUUAACUCAUUUAGUUUUCUAUCAACAGAAGAUCAGUAUGUAAUUCUUUUAGUUAACUAUCAGUUGAGAGAAGAUCAUAUUAGUAAAAACUAG
Messenger RNA from Lottia gigantea (owl limpet), 1482 nucleotides. RefSeq lists its product as hypothetical. Bases 1 to 1482 code for a protein of 493 amino acids. NCBI's taxonomy places the organism in Eukaryota, Metazoa, Mollusca, Gastropoda, Lottiidae. The transcript is spliced from 6 exons. The record is from RefSeq and is a predicted model, not a curated record.